Molecule: messenger RNA, 349 nt
Organism: Oryctolagus cuniculus (rabbit)
Lineage: Eukaryota; Metazoa; Chordata; Mammalia; Lagomorpha; Leporidae
Product: cytochrome c oxidase subunit 8B, mitochondrial
Biological process (GO): mitochondrial electron transport, cytochrome c to oxygen
Cellular component (GO): mitochondrion; respiratory chain complex IV
Source: RefSeq, a predicted model, not a curated record
AAAAAGCCGUGACCAAGUGAGCAGAGGACACUCGGGCACCCAGCUGGAACCCAGGGAGGAGCCCAAGCCCAGAGCCAUGCCAGGGCUGUCCCCUGCCCUCCGACUGCUCCAAGCCCCACUGGGGUGCCGGGUGCUUCCCAAGGUGUACAUCUCCGGCAAGCCGGCCAGGACGCCCACCUCUCCUGCGGAGCAGGCCGUAGGCAUCUCGGUGCUGUUCACCAGCUUCCUGGCUCCUGCAGGCUGGGUCCUGCACCACCUGGAUCACUACAAGAAGGGUUCUGGAGCAUGACAGCCCCGUGGCACCCCCCCCACAGGACGCGGGGCCCCUAUUAAACCUCUCCGCACCUCA